Megalops cyprinoides (Indo-Pacific tarpon) is the source of this 1279-nucleotide messenger RNA. Its product is annotated as transcription factor EC-like. Lineage: Eukaryota; Metazoa; Chordata; Actinopteri; Elopiformes; Megalopidae. Gene Ontology annotation, biological process: regulation of transcription by RNA polymerase II. The transcript has 8 exons. The coding region runs from base 23 to 1198 and encodes 391 amino acids. The record is from RefSeq and is a predicted model, not a curated record. Gene Ontology annotation, molecular function: protein dimerization activity; DNA-binding transcription factor activity, RNA polymerase II-specific; RNA polymerase II cis-regulatory region sequence-specific DNA binding. Gene Ontology annotation, cellular component: nucleus.
AGGCCUUAACCGGUUAACAAGCAUGUCUCCUGCAUUUACAGUGGAGAGAAGAGUCCAGAACCACCUGGAGAACAGCAAGUUCCACCUCCACCAGGGACAGGCCCAGCAGGGGAAACCGCACCUGACUCUGGGCUCCAAGCUUGCCCCGCUGGGCCACAGUGUCACCCAGCCACACCCAGGGCAGACCCUGGGCUCUGUGUCUGUGAUGCGAAACGGACACCCGCCCCCUGUGAGCGAGACUGGGACCCCCAAUGCCGCUGUCACCCUACUGACCCUCGCCGCCGGUCAUGAUAGCGAGUUCCCAAUGGAUGAAGUUAUCGAUGACUUAAUUAGCCUUGAGUCCGGUUUCAAAGAUGAGGGCAUGGGAUGUAUGGACACUAACAUCAUAUUGCAAAACAAUGCCUCCCUCGGCAGCAGCAUGCUGGAUGUGUACAGCGGCGACCAAGGUAUGACUGCUGCUAAUGGCGGAAUGACACCCGGUUUAUGUCCCACAAACUUCACUGUAAAAAGGGAGGUCACAGAGCAUGACACAAGAGUAUUAGCCAAAGAGAGACAGAAAAAGGACAAUCACAACCUAAUUGAAAGGAGACGAAGGUACAACAUAAACUACAGAAUCAAAGAGCUUGGGACACUGAUACCAAAAUCAAAUGACCCUGACAUGCGCUGGAACAAAGGGACCAUCCUGAAGGCGUCGGUGGAGUACAUCAAGUGGCUGCAGAAGGAGCAGCAGCAGGCGCGGGAGCUGGAGAGCAGGCAGAGGAAGCUGGAGCAGGCCAACCGCAGGCUGCUGCUGCGCAUACAGGAGCUGGAGAUCCAGGCCCGAGCUCACUGCCUGCCCAACGCGGGCCCCUGUCUCGGGGGAGUGGAGCUGUCCACACACCUCCUGAAACAGCAGCAGCAGCAGCAGCCCCUGUAUCAGGACGAUCUAAACGGGGACUUCACGCAGCGGGUGGCGGUGACCCGCCCAGCCAGCGGCGACCGCGCCGAGGGCCCCGCCUCCUUCUCGGACCCGCUCUCCCACUUCACGGACUUCUUCAGCGUCACGCUCAAGGAGGAGCAGCGUCUGGACGACAUCCUGAUGGACGACCCGCUCUCGCCGUUCAGCGCCGACCCGCUCCUGUCUGCCGCCUCGCCCGACGCCUCCAAAGGGAGCAGCAGGAGGAGCAGCGUGACCACGGACGACGGGGACGACGCCUAAGCCCCGCCCCCCACCAUGGACCUGCCCCCCCACCAUGGACCCGAGCAUAGACACGCCUCCUCAGUCUCUGAUCUCCCUCCA